UUCAGGAAGCAGCGAAUCAUAUUGGUACACUGCGCAGGGCGGUGACAGCAAAAUUCCCACAGUGGACGAUCGUCAGGAGUUUCUUGAAGCUCUCAAGGCAUUGGAUGUGCUUGGCUUCAAUCAGGAGAAACAAAGAGACAUCUUCCGUGUACUGAAGUGCAUUUUGCUUCUCGGCAACAUCCAGUUUAACCCGAACGGUGACGGAUCCACUAUAGCUGUAAUUCGAAUCUAUUUUUUUAGUCUGAGAAAAAAUGAGGGUUAUUCCAGUCCAUGA
Molecule: messenger RNA, 274 nt
Organism: Cylicostephanus goldi
Lineage: Eukaryota; Metazoa; Nematoda; Chromadorea; Rhabditida; Strongylidae
Source: the annotation of a GenBank genome assembly